This is a messenger RNA of Polyodon spathula (Mississippi paddlefish), 3313 nucleotides long. Its product is annotated as tripartite motif-containing protein 54-like. Lineage: Eukaryota; Metazoa; Chordata; Actinopteri; Acipenseriformes; Polyodontidae. The transcript is spliced from 10 exons. Gene Ontology annotation, molecular function: zinc ion binding. Bases 132 to 1340 code for a protein of 402 amino acids. The record is from RefSeq and is a predicted model, not a curated record.
UCGGUGCUUCUUGUGAAACUCUGGUUUACAGAAGCCUCAGCCCUGAAUUUAAACAGAUUUCAACAGUUCUCCUAUGAAGUGUUGCUACGUCUCUCCCGGUGGAAUACAGCUCCUUUCACGGAGACCAAGCAAUGGACAGCCUGGAGAGGCAGCUGAUUUGCCCAGUCUGUCUGGAGCUCCUCACUAGACCCGUGGUAAUACUGCCCUGCCAGCACAACUUGUGCCGCAAGUGUGCCAAUGACAUAUUUCAGGCUCGAGGGAUCUUGGUGGAGACAGGGGGCAGGUUCCGGUGCCCAUCCUGCUGUCAUGAGGUGGUCCUGGACAAGCAUGGAGUCUACAGCCUGCAGCGGAACCUGUUGGUGGAGAGCAUCAUUGACAUCUACAAGCAAGAGUCUUCCAACUCGAGACCCCGGUCAAAGCCUGCAGGCCACCUUACCUGUGAAGAGCAUGAAGAAGAAAAGAUGAACAUCUACUGCAUCUCCUGCCAGGUGCCCACCUGCUCCCUCUGCAAGGUGUUCGGCACACACGAGCACUGCCAGGUCGCCCAGCUGCAAGAUGUUUACAAACAGCAGAAGUCUGAACUUGGUGAUGGCAUCAGGUGUCUCAUCUCUGCCAACGAUAGAGCCCAGGCGGUCAUCACUCACUUGGAAGACACUUGCAGAAACGUUGUGGAUAACUGCAAAAGACAGAAGCAGAUGCUAUGUGAGAAGUUUGACCACAUGAACGCCAUCCUGGAGCAGAGCCAGAAGAUCAUGGUGCAGAGAAUCAACUAUGAGCAGGAAGAGAAGACUGGCCACACGCGGACUCUGAUGAGGACCUGUAGGGAGCACAUUGAGGCCACUUCCAAGCAAGUGGAGACGGGCCAGAAGGCCAUGAAGGAGCCCCAGAUGGCCGCCUUCAUGCAGAAUGCAAGGAUUCUGAUUGAAAAAAUGUCAGAGGCCGUGAAAGACUUCACGCCGGAGGAGCUGCAGUCUGGCUAUGAGAACAUGAAUCACUACCAGGUGGACUUCAAUGCACAGGAGAGAGCUCUCUCCCAGCUAGACUUCAUAAAAAUUGAGCAGAAGAAUGUCCCCGAGGAGCCUGAACAGGGUUGUGGGGAGGACUCUGAGAACACAGCUGCCAAGUGCGAUCAGCUCAAGGAAGCAGGUGAGAGGAGAGCCCAGGCAGAGAGCUCCAUAGACCUCAAGAAAAAGGAGGCCACUGACACUGAUGGGGCAAGCGCACUGCAGGCAGCAGCCCUCUUUUUUUCCAUUCUGGCACUGGUGAUCUUCCUUCAAAGCCUCUGGAGACGCAUUGAAUACACAGCUUGUACUUACUUGGCAAAGCUGGAUGGAGUUUGAAUGAACCAAGAGUGACAGCUCUGCCCUGAAUCUUGACCCUAAGCACUUGCCAGUCGGCCGUGGCAUCUCCUCCUCAUGGUUAAACUCACUUUCAAAAAGAAAAAGUGAAGAACACCUGAUUGCUUUGUGUUCAACGGAACUGCAAUGGACCGCGAUGAAAAAGCAAGUUAUUGCAGUUCAGUCAAGAUGAGUAUGUAUGGAGGAGAAAACUUUAAAGGAAACUGGUUGAAGUAAAAGCUGGAGCUUAACGUAUGGUUAAUCUUUCAAAGUAAUAAAAGUCUUAUGUAAGAAAAAGGGGCCUUUGUGGGCAGGGCGUUUCAAAAAAGAUAGCAGGGAGUUGCAAGUUUUACUGCACAAAAAAAGUGCCACAAUAAACAAUGUUUUAGUCUUAAUGCAGAAGUCAAAUUAAAAGCUACUGAACCUCUAUAGGACCUGCAUAAAUUACAAUGUCUUAAAAGGCUUAAAAGGCGAGUUGAACCUUGAAGUAUGUUUCAGGACAAAACUGUUUUGUGCAGGUUUAAAACUUUUUUUUUUCCCCUGGGUCUGUUUUUACCUUGAGUGGCAUGAUCAUCUUUGAAAGCAGAGACAGAAUGUAAUGUGUGAUGCAUGCUUAAGGCUCUGAAAACUGCUUCAUUGUCUACAGCAAUACUGUGCAGAAGGACCCUGCUGUGUUCUUCUGUAACUGGGCUGUACAGUUGUUUUGAAGAAUAAUAAGUUAAUUGCCAGUGACAUGUUUGCAAAUAGAAGGCUUUCCUCUGUAAGGCACUGUGUAUAGUGCUAGUAUGAUUACUUUUACACCAGACUGGAACAUUGUGUGGGUGUUGUAUUGUCUUUACAGAUUACCUUUAGGACAAAAUAAGCAAACUGUCUCUGCAGAGUGAGUGCACAGCAUCUGGGUGACAUGCAGACUGAACUGCAAUGCAUUAAUAUUCACAGUACAGGUUGCAAAUGGUUUGCAAUUUAAAUGGAAGCCUUCAAACUGGUAACAUGUUAUACUGUUCAUACUAGUGAACUGGUUAUACUAGUGAAAAAUUGUGUGUUUUAUGCAUUGUUGCAUUAUCCGUGUGUUUAGUUACUUCAAGAAGUUUUAAAAUAAUAUUCACAAAUGCACAUUUUGCUUAAGAUGUUGGUGGCCAAUUAUUUGUACAAUAGUACAAUAGAUUGUCAAUAAAUAACUCCAUGUGCAGAACAGAUGUGCCACCCCCAACACAAAACAAAGAACUCUAUUCUAUUUGUGAUAAAGGAGGAAAUAAACAAUCUCCCUUCAGCCUGUCUGAGCCCAUGGGUUUAUAGAAAGGAUUGUUGACCUGUUUUAAAUGCAGUUUGAUAUUCAUGAGCUUGCAGUCACUUCUUAUAAGAAGUUCGCACUAUCACACGAAUAUCAGACUUCAUUAGGAACACAAAAGCAGACAGAAUUAUUGCAAGUCAAAACUUUGUGAUAAGGGCCCAAUGUUUCAGAAAAGCUUCUAUCAAAAUAGAAACAUGAAGCGACACCACGUGCAGCUACCAAACACAGACCACACAGAGAUAAGGACAGAACAGGACAGCCAUGCAAAAAUGGAUCAUCAGCAUUUCACUUUUAUUAUUCGAUUGCAUUGCCUAUCUGCUAAUCUGUAUCUCACAUACAUUGUGACACGGCGUUAGCAGAAGCACACAAUACAUCACUGUAGAAGUAAUCGUGACAAUGGUUUUACACAUAAACAUUACACUACUGUACUACAAUCAGUACAUUCACCAUUCACACCAGCCCGAGUAUCAAAAUCAGAAGUAGCAUAUAGCUAAUUCUAGGAAUCACAUCUGUAAUAGUUCGCAGUUCCAGUUUUGAAACGUUAAACAACUUUAAAACUAUUAAUAAAUACUGUAGGCUACUACACUUUCUGCACGUGUGCAAUUACUAGUAUUAUUUUGUUUUUAUACAUUCAGCAUGUAAAAUAAUCUUAAUAUAUUUUAACUACCGUUACUACAAUAUUUAA